UUAUUGACAGAAAAUUGCAAUGGCUGCAAAGGUAGCAAUGCUUAUUAUUGUCAUCAUUUCUGGGGUACUAGGGUUAGUGCUGUUUCUUGAGAAAGUCCUUUUGACAACUGAUCACCAUGACUUGGAGAGGGCUCAAUUCUAUGACAAGAUGGGCUGGAGAAAGCCUACUCGUUUUCAAAAUCUUGCGGAGUCAGGGAUGGAAGAUCAUCGCUUUAACGAAGUUGAUUUCUGGGGUCGCCAUCGCCUUCAAGAGCUUCAGGGGCUUUCCACUGAGCCAUCGCCAACCUCAAUUAUAGCUUUUGCACCCUCAGGCUCAUCACCAUUGACGGGCAACGAGCAGCCAGUGAGAGUUUUCCAGUCUGCCGAUGAUCAUGAUGUUGUCCCCAAAGAGCCUCAGACGACGUCCAGCGCGCCCGCGGCUGCACUACUGGUAGGCGCUGACAAUUCACCACCACCAGAUCGCCAAUCAACGGCAUCAGAUUCACAACAAGCAGCACAGCUGUCUCAGUCUGCAGCCUCAAUACCUUCUCCAUUCUCAUGGUCCUUGACGGACGAACCGCAGCAAGCGAGAGGUUCCGAGUCAGACUCUGUGAAUCGUGAUAAUGUUCCCGACCAGAUGACCUCCCGUGAGGCUUCACCAGGCGCUGAUGACUCCCAGCCAGCUCCUCAAGCGGAUAGAGCAGGUUCACAUGAGACAGAACAGCUGACCGAGUCUCCGGCCCAAAUAUCUUCUCCCCAAAUAUCUUCUCCGCCCCCAUCGCCAUUGACGGGCAAACAGCGGCAAGUGAGAGGUUUCGGGUCCGGUGAUCCUGAUGAUGUUCCAAACCAGAGGACUUCCGAGUCUGGUGAUCGUGAUGAUGUUCCCACCCAGAGGACUUCCAGCGAAGCUGCACCAGGCGCAGAAGAUUUGCCGCCGACUCCUCGUGCGAUGACGAGAUCAGACUCACAGGACAGGGGACAGCCGUCCCAGUCUGUCCCAGUCUGAGAACACUCCACAACGACCAGAUUCUCUGAGCGCACCACAGCCGACACAAGGGCCCAUUGAAUCUCAAGAAAGCCAUCAACCGUCACAACGGCAGAAGUUGGAAGCACAGUCCUCCUUCGAACAGCCGAGCCAUUAUGCAGAUGAGUCCGAGGGCCUUCACAAAUUCUCAGAACGUAAAAUCAGGAAGGGACCAGUCGCCGCCGUCUAUUGAAAUAUCCAGCCCUUCAGCAGAAGUGCAAGCCCGCGUUACCUGAGUCCACUGGCAGAGGAAGUGGUACUGUUGAACAAGCCACUUUCCCUCGGACCUGAGUCCAAGGGACGUGGUAUUAAUGAGGAGUGUCUGACGAGCCACCUUCCCUCACUUACUUAGUCCACAAACGCACAAACUGAGUCUUCCGCAAGUGGCCCAGAAAACAACACAAGUUCUAAUCACCUGUCUCUCUCAAGGCAACAAUCAAAUCCUAAUGUUAUA
This is a messenger RNA of Chara braunii, 1457 nucleotides long. The record is from the annotation of a GenBank genome assembly. Lineage: Eukaryota; Viridiplantae; Streptophyta; Charophyceae; Charales; Characeae.